Aricia agestis (brown argus) is the source of this 437-nucleotide messenger RNA. RefSeq lists its product as uncharacterized. NCBI's taxonomy places the organism in Eukaryota, Metazoa, Arthropoda, Insecta, Lepidoptera, Lycaenidae. The coding region runs from base 15 to 437 and encodes 140 amino acids. The transcript is spliced from 2 exons. The record is from RefSeq and is a predicted model, not a curated record.
UAACAUUAAUCAUAAUGUUUGGUAGAGUGACAUUUUUGUUCUUGGCGCUUUUUGCCUUCCAAGGUCUCUGCGUAACUGAAGUCUGGCUGGAUGAACGCAACGUUGAUUACAUCCAGAGCGACCUUCUCGGCGUCAGCUUCAGCAUCGCCAAAUGGUGGUUCGAUACUUUAGAGGAAUGCCACAUCAUCGUCCCUGACGGUUCCAGAUACGAAGCCUACCCCAACAGCAACCUUCCCUCUCACAUUUUCUUCAUGGAAGCCGUCCAGCCGUUCACGAGCUGCAGCGUGGGCAUGCGAGGUGUUGGAGUGGAACACAGUGGUACCUACGAGCUGCUCUCCCUGGUCCGCCAUUCCGCCGACAACAGCCAGACCCUGACUCGUCAGAAGAAUAACUUGACGAUCAGGACUGUGGACCUCUUCCCCACAAGCGAUAGUUAA